Helicoverpa armigera (cotton bollworm) is the source of this 2779-nucleotide messenger RNA. RefSeq names its product protein Wnt-2. The record is from RefSeq and is a predicted model, not a curated record. The transcript is spliced from 7 exons. Gene Ontology annotation, molecular function: frizzled binding; cytokine activity. Gene Ontology annotation, cellular component: extracellular region. The coding region runs from base 449 to 1540 and encodes 363 amino acids. Lineage: Eukaryota; Metazoa; Arthropoda; Insecta; Lepidoptera; Noctuidae. Gene Ontology annotation, biological process: positive regulation of JNK cascade; canonical Wnt signaling pathway; multicellular organism development.
UGCUGCGGCCGCGCGCACGACGGACGUGCACCGAGUACUCGAUACUCGCUCCUCUCGAUACAUCGAGACAUCGAAUCGUGUGUGAACUGUGAUGUGAAUUUAAGAACUGACUAACAGUUUUUUUAAUUGUACAAUAGUUGUUGAAAGUUCGGGAUUUUCUGAGUAUUUUUUUAUAAAAAGUUUAAGAAUUAUUUACUGAAAGUUUGGUUUGUUGAAGCUGAAAAUAUUCAGGAGUUAAUUUUCAUAACAUUACGAAACCGGACGCCGACUGCACAUUGCGCAAAAUUUAUAAAUCAAAACAAUGUAGUGGAAACAAACUGCUCGGAGCAACAAUGUGCCAUUAACUGUGAAGCCCAGUGGUCGUAACUAACGCGGAGCCGGACACAACGCUCUCUGUCAAAAUGUGUUGCAAAAGAUAAAAAUGGCAAAAAUAAUUAGGAUGUGAAACAUGUUGGAAUGCGUGCGCGGCGCUCGCACAGUGGUACGCGCGCGCCCCCCCCGCGCUCACACGCGACCAGGGCCACUCCUGCUGCUGCUCGCACUGCUGCACUGUGUCAGAGUGUCUGCGUGCGGCGGGUCGCUGGGCGCGGCGCUGGUGUGCGCGCGCGCGCCCGGCCUCACGGAGCGGCAGCGCGCGCUGUGCCGGCAGGCGCCCGCCGCCGUCGCCGCCAUCGGGGAGGGACUCAGGAUGGCGUACGCGGAGUGCCGCGCGCAGCUGGCGGGGCGCCGCUGGAACUGCUCCGGCGUCGGCGACUCGCAGCACUUCGGACACGUCAUGCCCAUCGCGACGAAGGAGGCGGCGUUCACGUACGCGAUCACUUCGGCCGGCGUGACGCACGCGCUGAGCGCGGCGUGCGCUCGCGGCGACCUGCCCGCCUGCCAGUGCACGGCCGGGCGGCGGCGCGGCGCGGCGGCGGGCGAGCAGUUCGAGUGGGGCGGCUGCGGCGAGGGCGCGUACGGCGCGCGGCUGGCGCGGCGCUUCCUGGACGCGCGCGAGCUGGAGCGCGACGCGCGCGCGCUCAUGAACCUGCACAACAACCGCGUCGGCAGGAAGGUGAGCGAGGUGGUGAAGGAGCUGGUCCGGCGCGAGUGCAAGUGCCACGGCGUGUCGGGCUCCUGCGCCAUGCGCACGUGCUGGCGAGCACUGCCGCCCUUCCGCGCCGCCGCCGCCGCCCUGCGCGAGCGCUACGAGCGAGCGAGGCUCGUGCGUCCGCGCGACCACCACCACCUCGUGCUCGUCAGGAGGCACAAGCAGAGCGCGGGCGUGGUGCGGGCGCCGCGCAAGUCGGAGCUGGUGUACCUGCAGGCGUCGCCGUCGUACUGCGAGCGCGACGACGCGGCGGGCUCGGCGGGCACGCACGCGCGGCUGUGCAACGUGACGUCGCGCGGCGAGGACGGCUGCGAGUCGCUGUGCUGCGGGCGCGGCUACAACACGCAGCGCCGCGUGCUGGAGACCAAGUGCCGCUGCCGCUUCCACUGGUGCUGCCGCGUCACCUGCGACACGUGCGUCGCGCGCGCCGACACGCACGUCUGCAAGUGACGUCACCGUGCCAAUCAGAACAGUUCAUGUGUGCUCCGAUCUAACUUGCCUCUACUUGCUAAUAUUUAUAAUUCAUUUGUAACAGAUCGACAAUUUCAUGUAACAUUUUUAUUUAUAACCACCGAUACAUUGUCAUACUCCUGUAGCAUUUAAUUUACUAAAUUCAGACAAAUUUUUUGUAUGUCCCUGCAUACUGUGAUGCCAGGAGAAGUCUCCUGUGACCCCUCUCCUCCACUCCCUCUGUAACCGCGUGUAAAGGACUCACUCACGUACUUACCGAAUAGUUACUAACUCCAGUCGCUUUAAUGUAACAUUGUAAAUAUUAAAUUUAAUUGUAAGUGAAAUGUACCUAUUGAAGGCAUCACGUAAUUUACCAGAAAUAUGAAUAAAGCUAGGUUUCCUACAAAAACGUCCAGGCGCUCUCAACCACUUUCGUAUGUACACAGAGCUACCCAGAUGGCACGAAUCGAACGAAUAUACAGAACGACCUAAAUUGUACAAAUUGUAUCAAAUCUUCGAAUAUUGAAAAUUGACGUAGCCUAGUCUACAAAGGUGUUUAGAGAUCGUGGUUUAUAUUAGACAUUAUUUCAUGGCGUCAUCAAGUGUUCUGGCUGAAUGUAGCCCUUGCGUUAAUUGGUUCACUACAUUUAUGUAUGUAUAAUUGUAUACCUACUGUCGCAAGCUGAUGCAGUUGUAUAGCGCUGAAAUGAUUGUAGGCUAAUAUUAUUAUUCGCAUUAUUGGUAAAUCCCGUGCUGUAAUGAAUGGUUGUCAGCGAGAAGUUGAUGUGCAUUUACUGUGACUAAGUACCGACGGCUUUAAUACGUGUUAGCUGUAAGUAGUACGACGUACCGUGUGUACGUCUGUGUGUAAGAACAUUCCGAUAGACGUAACUUAACUUAUUCACUCACUGCGACUCGGCGAAUAAACUUUACCACCAACCUGUGUCACUCAUUUACUACCCCUUUAUAUCACUCCCUCCUUGCUCUCCAGAUAGCGGCUUCCCUUGUUCCGAACGAGUAGCUACCACGUCGUAGAUGUGUGUUGCUACUUGAUACUGCUCCUAACAUUUCUAUAUGAUACGCAAGUUACACAAUAAGUAUUGUGCGAGUUGUGCCGCUCGUUAAAAGUUGUGUUGUGUGUCCGCAGUCCGCAAGCCGCUACACCGCGCUGUUGUGUUUUGCGUCAUACCACCGGCUAUUGUCACAAACUUAUAAUUGGGAUGACGCUCUCUUCUUGGG